CGCAGACCUGUAAGAGUAAGUUUAGAGAAGUGUCUCCAGUUCACCACAGCUCUGCGCGCGGCUCGCCAAACGCACAAAUGUGAAAAACGCAGCAAGAACACGUUGUUUUGCGCUGCCUUCCUUACGUGUUGAUGUUUAAAAACCAACAUGGAGAUUAACGCCACGCUAUCUGGACGCAACUUCGUAGAUCUGCGCAUUUUAACGCAGAAACUUCUCUCUUCGGCCAACCAGUCCCAGCUAUUCCUGGACAACGAAACGGAAAGCGUCUCCGAGGAGGAUUUGGACGUGAACACGGACGUCUACUCUAAAGUUUUUGUCACUGUGAUUUACGUGGUUUUGUUCGUAAUCGGGUGUUUGGGGAACUCGAUCACCUUGUACACGCUCCUCACGAAGAAAUCUCUUCAGAACCUCCAGAGCACGGUGCACUAUCACCUGGCGAGUCUGGCCAUAUCCGACCUGCUCAUCCUGAUCCUCUGCAUGCCCAUUGAGUUGUACAACUUCAUCUGGGUUCAUCACCCGUGGGCUUUUGGCGAGGCUGUAUGCAAAGGGUACUACUUUCUGCGGGACGGCUGCUCGUACGCGACGGCGUUCAACAUCGCGAGCCUGAGCGUGGAGCGCUUCAUGGCCAUCUGCCACCCGUUCAAGGCGAAGAGCAUCAUGUCGCGGAGCCGCACCAAGAAACUCAUCAGCGCCAUGUGGGUCGCGUCUUUUCUCCUGGCCACCCCGAUGCUUUUCACCAUGGGGCAGCGACUGAUAAAAGACGAAUUCAUAUGCACCACUAUCGUGUCCUCGAUAACCGCUAAAACCGUGCUACAGGUAAAUGCCUUUCUGUCCUUUGUGGUUCCCAUGGCAGUGAUCUCAGCAUUAAAUGGAGUUAUAGCCAGUCAGUUACUGCGAAUGUUUCGGGAAUCUGCUCAAGACAAUCGCAUCUGUAUCAUCGGAGGCAAUGAUACCAUGCUCAGCGUUGCUGUUGAACCCAACCGUGCCCAAUCAAUGCGCCAUGGAGUCAUGGUGCUUCGUGCUGUGGUCAUUGCUUUCGUGGUGUGCUGGCUACCAUAUCACGCACGAAGACUAAUGUACUGCUAUGUCACUGAAUGGACACCUGCUCUCUUCGAUUUCUACCACUAUUUCUACAUGGUCACCAAUGUGCUUUUUUAUGUCAGCUCGGCCAUCAACCCCAUCCUCUACAACCUCGUCUCAGCCAAUUACCGCCAAAUUUUUUUUUCCACGCUCCGUUACCUAAUCCUGCCAUGCCGCCAUAAGAAACAGAAGCGCGUUCUCACCAGACACUCUAUUAGCAUCUGCAGCAACCAGACCUUCUCCACCAAUGUCAUCAAAGAAACCAUUUACUGAAUCAAGAUUCAGCCAUUCCAUUCCUCUAUUUCACUCAGCCAAGGAGAGACUGCUGAGGCGAAGAAUGUUUUCAUAUUGAGUUAUUAUUACAAGAAUUCAUAAUAUCCAUGCUACUGAAUCACCGUAUGGAACUUUUACACAGCGCAGAGCUGGCUCCAGAGAUGUAUACAUGUUUAUAAGAGGAAAUGUAGCACAAAAUACAAAGAACAAUGUGCCGAAAGAGUGUAAAUACAAAAACACUAAUGUA
Puntigrus tetrazona (Sumatra barb) is the source of this 1600-nucleotide messenger RNA. RefSeq names its product neurotensin receptor 1 (high affinity) (gene ntsr1). NCBI's taxonomy places the organism in Eukaryota, Metazoa, Chordata, Actinopteri, Cypriniformes, Cyprinidae. The record is from RefSeq and is a predicted model, not a curated record. Gene Ontology annotation, cellular component: plasma membrane. Gene Ontology annotation, biological process: neuropeptide signaling pathway. Bases 148 to 1353 code for a protein of 401 amino acids. Gene Ontology annotation, molecular function: G protein-coupled neurotensin receptor activity. The transcript has 4 exons.